AUGGAUCCAGAGUUACAGGCUAUUCGCGAAGCACGUCUUGCGGAGAUCAAGAGACAAUCUGGUCAGUCUAAUAGAGACGAUCAAGGAAGCAGACCAGCUGGAGAUUCCAUUGCUGCAUUUUUGGAAUCAGAGGCCUCUGAACGGCUUUCACGAGUAUCUUUGGUGCGACCAGAUCGGGCACAUGCCGUCGAAGGUUAUAUACAGCAACUCGCCUCGAGAGGUCAAAUUACACAUAAGAUUACUGAGCACGAGAUUGUAGAGAUUCUGAAUGGGAUAGCUCGUGACGAGAAACGCAAGAAUGACACCAAAAUCAUCUUCGAUCGUCGUGAAACUGCAGCUGACUUGAGUAAUGGCGAAGAUUCCGAAGACGAUUUCUUUGAUUGA
This is a messenger RNA of Lachancea fermentati, 384 nucleotides long. NCBI's taxonomy places the organism in Eukaryota, Fungi, Ascomycota, Saccharomycetes, Saccharomycetales, Saccharomycetaceae. The record is from the annotation of a GenBank genome assembly.